AUGUUUGCUACUAGCGUAUUUACGAGGCACAGACAAGACAGGGAGGGAUUACCGGCCAGCUUCUCCUCAUCUGAGGAAAACACAAACAAGGAGGUCAACAAGAGCGAAAAGUGCAUUGGUGCUGUCCCUUGCGAGAGAUGCAGCAGAUUAGGCCGAUCGUGCGAGUUCAGCAAUCGCUUCAGGAGAAGUCGAAUUCCUGGGGCAGUCUCCGUCCCAGAGGAAAAACCUCCCGUCAUAUCACCUGAUGAUGCAACUGGCUUCUUUGAGGUAGAGCGCAUUCAAGCAUUGGAGCAUAUCGUGCGACACUUCACCGGGCUCGAACACUGCAACAAGGAAGAUCUCGAGACUGUUAUGAGCAAACUUUCGUCGGACAACGCGGCUUUGCCACGUUUGGUUAACGGCAAGGAUAAUGAAAGCUCAAGUAAUGAUGGUAAAAGCUAUGUGAACACAGACGCGACAUCCCCGUCGUCGACAGUUCAUGCAGAAUUCUCACAUGCUGCGUUUUCUCGUCGUCUACAACAGAGAUUCAAGGACCAGCUGAAUGACUCAGACUGCGAGUAUUUCCAUACAGAAGGCACGGUAAACAACACGGCCCCUCCUGGACACCUUCUUUCUCGAGACGUGGUUGUUCUCGAAGCCGUGUCACUGUUCCCACCGCCUGAGUCCGCCUUCGUUCUCCUUGAUGUAUUUUUUUACUUUGCACAAACAAAUUAUUUCUACAUCUGCGAGGAAACACUUCGACAACAACUCGAUCAAUUUUACUGCAACCCAACGCAAGUUGGAAAGAAGGAUACUGCCUGGGUCUGUGUCUCUCUCAUGGUAUUCACUCUUGGAAUACAAUUUUUACACUUACAUCAAUCCUUACCCCGAGAUGCCUCCCUGCAUGAUGCGUACAGUAUUAGCCAAACAAUGGAUGAUACUCUUGCGUUGACAUUCUACCGCAAAGCAUCGAGUCUGAUACCGGAUCUCCUUACUAUGGACUCCAUCGAGAGUGUUCAAGCAUUUCUACUGUUCGGUAUAUACAUGCUUCCCAUCGACCCAGCGGGACUCUCAUGCACGUAUUUCGGAAUCGCUGUGAAGGCGGCAACACAGUUCAGUAUACAACAGAGGAGUGAUCUAUCGCCCGGAGAAAUAGAGUUACAAAAGAGAGUUUGGUGGACUGCAUAUGCACUAGAACGACUUACUAUCCUUAUCGAGGAUGCUCGAGAUAUAAUGUUAGACUGGAAAGCCACCCGUCAAUCGCAGUGCAUCAAGACACUACAAGACAUUAUUGAGAUUAGAGAGAGACACUAUAAUUACUGGCAGAGUCUUUCACAGGAAACGUGUUGUCGAGAUCUCACUCCUGGAAAGCCCUUGUUCCGAUCCAACGUACAUCUCGCCCUCACAUACCAUCUCUUUCACAUUUUGAUCGGUCGGUCUUUUGUUCUCGACGAAUCCGAUGUCAAAGACAAAGAGACUUCUGCUGCAGAAUGGCUCAGACUACGAAAGGCCCUAGCAGAUGACUGCGUCAACAGUGCUGUGGCUACGAUCAAUCUUUGCCAACUUCUCAAAGAGGAAGGCCGCCUCUCGAAGUCAUCCUAUACCGAGUUCAGUUCUUGCUGCGCCGCUAUCUUGGUUCUUGUGGCAAGAUGUGUCUCUGAUAAAAGCAGACAGCUCCAGGACGCUAGCAAAAAGGGUAUGGAGCUUUUGAGGGAGAUAUCGACUGGUGUGUUUUCGACAAGCAGCGAGAAGUCUGCAGUGGCAGCUUUGGAAGCUGCAUCUGAGAGAUUGAUCCUUGAUUCAGACGAAGAAGCGAGCAGUGCCAAGUUGUCCGACAAUGGUUAUCGUCAGUUCCGAGAAUGGGUCGCUACACAGCAGAUUGCUUCAGAAGAAUUGCAAUUUCCCCGGCAAGAGAAUCAGAUGUUGAAUUUUCUUGGAGGAUCAUUUGUGGGCCCUCAGUGUUCUGAGAUGUGGUUCAGUUACGGGUUGGAGCGUUAA
This is a messenger RNA of Fusarium coffeatum, 1977 nucleotides long. RefSeq lists its product as uncharacterized. NCBI's taxonomy places the organism in Eukaryota, Fungi, Ascomycota, Sordariomycetes, Hypocreales, Nectriaceae. The record is from RefSeq and is a predicted model, not a curated record. The transcript is spliced from 8 exons. Gene Ontology annotation, biological process: DNA-templated transcription. The coding region runs from base 1 to 1977 and encodes 658 amino acids. Gene Ontology annotation, molecular function: DNA binding; zinc ion binding.